Molecule: messenger RNA, 719 nt
Organism: Laetiporus sulphureus 93-53
Lineage: Eukaryota; Fungi; Basidiomycota; Agaricomycetes; Polyporales; Laetiporaceae
Product: SFT2-domain-containing protein
Exons: 8
Coding region: 104-589 (161 amino acids)
Biological process (GO): vesicle-mediated transport
Cellular component (GO): membrane
Source: RefSeq, a predicted model, not a curated record
UUUCUUUCCGCUGUUAGGCCCGGUGCCGUUCCAAUCAUCGACGAUAUUGUCUGCUUCACCCUGGUUGCUUGGCCAUACCAUUGCUUCUCGCUAGCCUCCUAUUAUGGCUUCCAAAGGAUGGUUCAAUCUCGAGGCUGCGGCCGGCACCAUGCCAGAGACACAGUUCUUCGAGGGUGAUUCGGCGUUCAGCUUUCUCGGGCUCACGCGGACGCAGAGACUGUAUGGGUUCGUUGCAUGUCUGGCAGUUGGUUUUGUUAUGAGUCUUAUAGGAAGCAUCCUGCUGUUUGUAGGUUUGCUGGCAACCUUCGCUGUACUGUACGUCAUCGGGACUGUCAUCUCUCUUAUUGGGACAGGAUUCCUGCUGGGGUUCAUGAAGCAGCUCAAGCUUAUGUUUAAGCCAGUCCGAGUAGUGGCCACGAUUGUUUUCCUUGGAUCAAUAGUGCUAGUGUUCAUUGGCGCAUUCGUCAUCGGUAGCGAUGUCCUCUCCAUCAUCUUCGUCAUUAUCGAAUACCUCGCGUACACAUGGUAUACACUGUCGUACAUACCCUACGCGCGGUCGGCGGUCCUCAAGGUGUUUGGAAUGUCAUGAGUGUACACCAGCUAUGACAUAUCGGGUCUCGGAGUGGACGCUUUGCAUUUUGUCGCAUAUAUUUUAUUCGCUAUCCGCUUGUCGUGCCUCGAGGUGAACACUGUCUGGUAUCAGAGCUGUGUCGUGAAAG